Messenger RNA from Apis dorsata (giant honeybee), 3116 nucleotides. RefSeq lists its product as uncharacterized. NCBI's taxonomy places the organism in Eukaryota, Metazoa, Arthropoda, Insecta, Hymenoptera, Apidae. The transcript is spliced from 3 exons. The record is from RefSeq and is a predicted model, not a curated record. Bases 318 to 2936 code for a protein of 872 amino acids.
AACGUUGCAAUCUCAAAAACACAUGACGAUGACAGGAAAUGAUCCAUUUGAAAAAAUGUCAACGAAAAAAUAUAAUUAACCCGAAUUAUGGUUAUUCGAUACAAAAUCCUAAGUGACACUUUUGAAAUCAACUGGAUUCAACCGGAACAAAGUUCUAUGAAAUUUUAGCGCGAAAUUUGAACUUGUGCAAUGUGUUUUCUUCAAACAAUUAUAUAAUUCGGAAUUUUUUAGGCUAUACAGUUGAUAUAUUACAAUUUACAAUAUUUUAUUUUGUAAAUUACAAUAUUUUAUAUCAUUAUUUGAUAUCAUUUUUAAAUAUGAAUUCCUUUGCGGAAAGUCCAUUAUUUUUUUUUAUGGAUAAUAUGUCACCCAUCAUUCCUGUUAAAGUUACCAAAGAUACACGAAAAAUUAUUGAAUUGUCGGAUACAGGUUGUGAUGCCAGAUUACCGGCGACCAAAAUUUUACAAAAUACCGAUCGAUCUUAUCCUCCAAAAUCUAAGAUAAAAUUAAACGAAGAUUGGCAAUCAUAUUGCGACGAAAAAAUUGAGAACAAAUAUUAUGAAGAAAGAAUGCAAAAUGAACAUAAUACAAUGGAUGCUAACGCAGGCUAUUAUUCUUUUCCUAAGAAAGAUGAAAUCGAUCAGAAUUGGGAAAGCUUCUCUCCACUUGAAGAUUUUAUGGAAAAUGUAAAUUUCAGAAAAAAAUUAGAGACUAAAGAAAUCAGAUCUAAAUUAAAAACACCAGAAAGAACAAAACCAAAUUCUUGGAAGCACAAAGAUAAUGAAAUUUUAUCAACCACCAUUCCCAAUAAUCACAGCCAAACUCGACAAAACGUUCAAAAUAAUAUAAACGAUAUAAAGAAAGAUACUACUUCUCAUACUAUAGGGUCAAAAACGACUGGAUAUAAAUUCAAAUUUCCUCGUUCUAAUUAUCCCAAAGUAGAUCCCCGACUUACCGAUCCAACAGUUACCAAUAGAGAAAAACUAAUUUCUAUGGAACAAGAAUAUUACGAAGAGUUUCCAUCUAAGGAUAUUCCGGAGAAAUCAUCGAAAAAUUAUAAAUUUAAUUGGCAAAGAAAUGCUAACAUAUCCGAUUACACGGAGAAUCUUAUGGAUGAAAUAUCGCAUAAAAAUUCUAGAUUUUCUAGAUAUAAUUCGAAAAACGAAAAAUUCACUAAUUCCAGGAAAUCUAACGACACAUCGAAAAAUUGGAACGAGACAAAUGCUAACAGAAUUCGAUCCAGAACUUGUUCACCUCCCAUCAGUCGACGAAAAAGAAGUAGAUCUUUUCCUAAAACGUUUUACGAGGAAUUGAAUCAACAUGAAGAUCAACGAAAUACAGAAGAUCCGGAAUAUAUGAAUAACGAUGAGCCUCGAUUUUCACAAAAUUCAAAUUCAAACGAAUCCGUAAAUGAACCAAAGUUUGUGGAUCGUGGAGUGGAUAAGGACAGUUUAUCCGACUUGCAAAAUGUUUAUACAUCCACUGAACGAUUAUUCAGUUCGAGGACAACGAUUGUGGAUCCUUUGUCGGAUACCGGUAAUACAAGAGUUAGCUUCUGGGAGUUCAUUCCAUUGGACGAUAUCGAUGAUCAAAAAUGCGAAAAGAUUACUGAACAAGAAAGUAAGAGAACUGGUUUUUUGCACCAACAAGUUCGUUUAAGUAAUGAGAAUUAUUCUUCCACUAAACGUUCGCCCAAUAAUUUUAUUAGAGUUGAGAGAAGAACAGAAGUUCAAAAAGAUAUCAGAAAAAUACCCGAAGAAAAUUUUCCGAAUUUCAAAUUAUACGAAAAAGAAUUUCCGAAAAGGUUAAAUACGGAAAAAACUACGUUACUCAAUUCUUUUCAGAACGAACGAUACAAUGAUAGAUCAAAUUCUACUGAGACAAAGUUUAUGAAUUCUAACCUCGAAAGACAGAGAAUAAUGUAUUCGAAUAUUCCUAUAAAAAUGAAAAUUGUCAAUACAUCGAAGACACAAGAACGAUGUAAUUACGAAUCCAAAAGUCAAACCAAGAUUGGCAGUAGAUUUAAUUUUGGAUGGACAAAUAAGACGAAUCGAUAUUUAAAAAGACCAGUCAGUGCACCGAAGCCUGAGAUCAUCGAAGACAAAAAGAAGAGAAUGAUGCAUAUGCAAAACGAUGCAUAUAAACAAAAGCUAAAAACAAAUAUUAUGGAGAGAACGGCAGCGUGUUUGAAACGCAAACUGGAUAAAACGAAAAUCAAGGAAGAUCUGGCAAUUUUGAAUCAGCAGAUAAUCCAGAAGAAGAUAAAGUCUGAACAGUCUGCCUCCAAAUUGCCUGUAAGAAUAGGAAAACGCCUUAGAUCGAAGAAUCCUAUCGCUAGAAAUCGAAUUAAUGAGGCAAUGUACGGUACUAAACAAGAAAAUAAAGAGAUAGAAAUAAAGGAAUUUAAUGAUACGUGUCAAUUGAACAAUAUAAGAUCUCGAACGAAACCGAAGUUGAGACCGAGCGUGAUAAUAGAUGAAGGAAUAAAUGUUACCGAAACUUCGAAGAAUCUUCCAUUGAUAGAGAAAAUGCAGUCCAUCGUGAAUGAUUGUAGAAUUGGAGUUAAAGCUAAUUUCAAUGAGGAUUUGAAAAAUGUGAAAUCAACAAUGAUUAAAGAUCACGAUAUAAAGAAAGAUGCGAAAUCUUUGAAUGAAGAGGAUAAGAAUGUUGAGGUUAAAGAUAGAAUCGAGUCGAAAAAAUUUGUAAAUAUCGAGGAGAAUCGACGGAAGAGGAAUAACAUGAAUGAUAAUCGAGAGAUGAAUCAAAAGAAUUUUUCAAUAAGAGAAGAAAUCGAAGGUAUUUCGAAAAAUGGUUUGAAAGAGAAAUGUUUUUUUCGUUUGAACGAUAAUAUUACUUGUGAUAAUUAUUACGAUAAAGAAUAUAAGAACGUAAAUCCACUUCGAUCGCGAAACAUAUCAAUCAGAUCACAAUUUUGAUUUUGUUAAUAUUUUUUUUUUCAAAAUAAUUUCUUUAUUUCAAGGUACGUAUAUUUCACGUUCAAAAUUUAAUGUAAUGUAAAAUUAAGACAUUUUUUUUAAACAUAUGAUUAAUACUAGUAUUAAACAUCUGUAUCAUAAAGGUUCAAACGAUAAUGUUAUCAACUGUAUAGCCUUUAA